UGAGACUUCUGAUCCUCUCUUCGUUGUCAAAAUUAUCAAAUCAAUUUGUCACUGUUAUUUCACAGAUCAAUUUUCUAAUUUUAUUUUGUCUGUUGCUUGUGAUUGUAUGCACUUUGAUUCUGCCGAAAAUAAAUCUUUAUAUCUUGAAAUUUUGAAUUUAUCUUGUCCUUUAUUUAUACAUUUCGAAAAACACAAAAUAUUUUUGUUGUACAAAUCCUAAAACUUUCAAGCGUUAAGGGUAUCCACUGACCAAGAUGAGUGCAGAGGGAUUAUUAACUAGUAAUGAAAUACGGGAUAAUUUGAUGUAUUAUCACCAACUACAGGUAAACACCGCAGUCAAAUUCCUCACGAACCCCAACGUGCAGCGGUGCACCAUGGAGAGCAAGGAAAGGUUCCUACGCAACAAGGGUCUGAACGACGCGGAAAUACAGAAAGCCAUAGAGAAGGUCGGCGAGAUGAUAGACUUUGCACCUGUUUCGUCGGAGUUCUUGUUCUAUCGCCACUCUAGAACGUCCUGGUUCAGAGACAACGUGUUGCCUCUGUUAAUCUAUGGAGGUUUCGCUUAUGGAUGCUAUUGGUUUUAUAAGAACUGCAUCCGACACCUACUAUUCGUUGAGGAGCCCAAAAGGAAAACAACAGCGGAAUGCCUGGACGAGCUCAGGAAGUCAUUGGACGUCCUCAACUCGAAUGUGACGUCGCUACGUGGUGAGAUACAGACGUCUGUGCAACAGAACUCGCUGCGAUCUCAACUAGACAAUAUCAAGUCUGAUAUAUCCUCUGUUAAAGGAAUACUUUUAAAUAGGAAUCAAUUCUCUACACUUAAGGCCCGAACGGACCCACCGUCUAUCCCGGAUUGGCAGCGACAGUCCGCGGAGGCGACAUCCACAGAGGUCGCUGUCGAGGAGAAGAAGAAACCACACAGGAGUCGAAGCCACCGAUCCGAGUCCGGAGGCUCCAACUCCAGUGAGGGGGAGCAAGCCACCAAAAACAGUGACAGCAGUCUGGAGAUUAUUACAUGAAGCUCAAGUAUCGUGUUAAAGUGCUAUAAACCAACACCAUGCAAUGACGAUUACCAACUCAGUACACGCGAGGACACAGUCACAUGGUGUGGUGUGACAUUUUUAAGUUGUUAUGAACAUUGUGUAUCCAAUAGUCUCAUUUAGUUGAUAAUUUUAUUGCCAAUAGAUUGUCGUUGGUUUUCAACUUUUUCGGGACAUGACCUGAUGCGAUUUCAGAUAAAUAUAUAUCAGAUUUUUUUAUUUUAAAUUUAUUAAUACACAUUAUUGUGUUAAGUUGAAUUUUAAAAUGUUGCAAUAAACAAAUUAUUAAGUAGUUCAAAUAUAUAUGGUACAAAGGGCAGAAAGAUAAAGAGGUCGAGGACGUAAAUUAAUGAGGACAGACAGAAAGGACGAAUUUCUCAAUUAUAGUAUUUUUUUUUUAAUUUACAUUCCGCUAUGUAAAAUUGUAUGUAAAUUAUGUUUAAAUAACAGGGUUUACUCUCAUGUCGAUCCAAUAUUAAUUUAGCCGAGAUUAAACUGUUUUGUUUAAAAAAUUCUUAAUACGGUCAACAAUUCUACGUAAAACAUGCCUCAUUACGUUACGGUAAGACAUGAUCGGUGACAUUUUGUGCCAUGAAUGUGUAUCAAUCAUAGAUAUAUUUACCCAAAAUCGCGUCAAGUUAACUCUCGUAAAUUUAAUUGUGUAACACCGCGAAAAUUUAGUCCACAAUCGUUCUCUUGAUAUGUUCCUUUUGCGUCUCAUUUUUUUUUUUUUUUGUAAAAUAAUUAAGUACUUUAGAAGGGCUAACACAGGGGUGCCAUGGGUGGUACAUUAAUGUUCUGUAUGUCUAUGGGCUAGCCGCGGUUAUCGUAUUUAAUCAUGUGGACUGUCAACUGUUUACCGUUCAUAAUAAUAUAAAAAAUAAACUCACGUCCUAACCCCUUAGGGAAGGGGAAUUGUCCAAAUUUAUUUAGUGUGAAUUUCUUCAAAGUUUUGACUUGAAACUGUAAACAAGUCUAUAUAAAAUAUAAGAAUGCAUUUUUUUUAUAUAUGUUGGCUGCAUUUAAACAAGUACAUAUAUUCUUAGCGAUGUCCAAAUUCGCUUGCUAUGUGAUUUUGUAUGUAAAAUCAAUAUAAAAAAACUCAUGUUUAGAUUUUUACUAAUAAAGGAUGAUGAUUUAAUGAUAAAACAAUGGAUUGAAAAACUGUUAUAAUUCUAGUAGUUAUUCGAAAUUGACUAAAACAGUAUAAAAUAAAGGUACGCGUAAGGUGCAGUUGGUGGCGUGACACGAAAUGGCGAACAGAGCCGACCUAAACCGAAACCGCCCGACAGCUCUCAAUGUUGCCAUUCGAUGAAGCUCUAAUAACUGAUAUUUGCAAUAAUUUGUAAUUACAUGUAAACUUGGCUCUUAUUUGGCUAGACAGAAAUAUUGGAAUCACCAAAUGCUUAAAUACAAACGAACCUCUUUCACCAUCGCCUCCUUUACAAGUUCGCUGGUUACAAAUUGUUCUGGAAAGAAUUAUUAUUAUUAUAUUAUAAUUGAGCUGGUUAAAAAAACAAUUUAAGGGCAUAUAUGUCCAGCAAAUUUUCACUGAAAGCAUAGACAAAACAGGCCAGUUUGUAGUCAUUAAUUAAACUUGUCAAGUUUUUAAAAGUUCGUGAAAAAUAUCUGUUAAGUCAAGGUGUCUCCGUCUAGUACAGCCCCUAAAGGUAUCUUCAUUUAUUCGCGCUCAAAAUUCAUAUCUUUAUAUUUGCAUAAUUACUUUAUCUAUAUUUUAAAGAAAUAAAUCUUAAUUGUGAAUAUAUUACAACCCCGGAUUUUGCUUUCUUUAGCGUAUUCCCGGUAUGUAAUUAACAUGGAUAAUGGCUCGUCCUUGACAGGGUUACGACUGACCUCAAAAGUCCCUGACCCGGGCUCUCUGAAAUAUCCUAUGUUUACAUUAAAUAUUUAACUCCUUAUCAGCAGUAUUGAUAACAUACUUAUGAAUGUACACCUUGUGCCCUCUGUUGGCGAUAACUUUAUAUACUAGUCCCUCUUAAAACUUGACCUAUUCUUCGUAGACUAUGUACCGUAAUCUACAACCCUCGUAGACGAAUGGUGAACGAGUCUGACGGCAAAGAAUAAAACUAUCAACGUUACUCGUCUCUUUCUAUCUUAUAGAUGCAGUGACGAAAACGUAUCUAUCGAUUGAUAUAUUUGCUACUUGUAUAGCGAGUCUAACCUGACUAUUUUUUUUUUACCCUACUGUCCAUUUCAACAAGCAGUUUCAGGUGGAAAUUAAUGGUGUUUCAAAAUUAAUGGAAAUGUUAAGUUGACAGUUCACCGUUGACUAAUGAAGUGGUCGCCUAUAGACAUAUUUAGUAGUGUAUUAUGCAUUCUAUUAAUUAAAAAAAUGAAAAAUAUAUUAGAAAAAGAAAUUAAAACAAUCUAAUAAAUUUAAAAUACCGGGCAAUUUGUUUUGGUGUCAUUUAGUAUAUUAGUAUUAUUACGUGUAAUGUUGGGGUAAUUAUUCCAAAAUUUUUAAUAUGUUAUCAAAUUAUACCAAAUAUAUAAGCGAAUUGUAAAUGACAUAAAUAUAAAUAUUUAUAUAUGUAUGUAUGUGUGUGUGGUAAAAUUUCAUUUUUGUCAUUUUAUCCUAACCAUAUAGAUACCUAGUUGUAUGGAAACUAGUCAGAAAUGAAAGAUUUGUUAUUUAUUUGCCAAUUUGGGAAAUGCUACUCGGCUUAACAGUGGCAUGGCAUGCCUACGCCUACCUUUUAAUAAUGAUUCCUAUUUUAAAUCCAUCUGGGUAACGGAAACGUUGGCUGUUUAAAAAAAAAGUAACUACCUGUUUCUCACUAGAAUGUUUUAUACAAAAAAAAAAAAAACUUUUUUUUAUUAUUUAUGUUAUAUUUAUUGUAUAUUAUUAAUGGAAUUGUGCAGACGAACGACUUUUCUUGGAAGUCAUUGCUGUGAACGUCUCAGGUUUACAAUUGGUUUAUGCAUUUAACUGACGGAAAAGUAUACCAAGAAUGUUUACUCGUCUGCGCAGACCUGAAAUACUUAAUGAAAUGAAAUUAAUCAAAAAUGGUCUCUGUACAUAUAUGAAUAUGACAUUAAAUAUGUUAUCACAAACAUAUCUAAUUUGAAACUCAAUAUCUACUCAGAUGGUAACGGGAAUAAUUAAAUAGCUUUAUAUAGUUACGAUUUGCAUGUUUGCAUUCUCUUCUGUAAUGUAUUAUAAGGAUCAGCGUAAACAGACGGAGUGACUGAAGAGAUUAAUUCGUUAUUUUUUGAAUAUUGAUUUCAACUAUUUUGGUGGCGCUAGAAUCGCAGAUGUGGCGAAAUGUCCGUACAUCGCCGAUUUUGCUUUGGGAUCGAUUUACUUGCCUUCUUCCUUAUCCCCCAGUUUGUGCUGAUCCUUGUACAAUGUAUUAAAAGACAUUUAACAAAACAAACUUAAUUGAAUACAAAAUAACCUAUUUUUAUGUUACAGUCAGAUAUAUUCUUAUAUGUAUUAUAUAAUUCAAUAAAAAAUUGUAAUUGUAAUUUAUUAGAUGUAAAAUAAAAUAAAAAUAAAUAAAUUUAUCUAUUACGCA
Molecule: messenger RNA, 4579 nt
Organism: Galleria mellonella (greater wax moth)
Lineage: Eukaryota; Metazoa; Arthropoda; Insecta; Lepidoptera; Pyralidae
Gene: Pex14
Product: peroxisomal membrane protein PEX14
Exons: 5
Coding region: 255-1019 (254 amino acids)
Biological process (GO): protein import into peroxisome matrix, docking
Cellular component (GO): peroxisomal membrane; peroxisomal importomer complex
Molecular function (GO): signaling receptor binding
Source: RefSeq, a predicted model, not a curated record